GGGGGCUCGGGAGAGGGGCACGCCAAGCCCCGCAAAGCCUUCCCGGUCAUCGGCAUCGACUACAAGCACGUCCGCAUCCCCUUCGAGAUCUCCCUCUGGAUCCUCCUGGCCUGCCUCAUGAAGCUGGGCUUCCACGUGAUCCCGUCAGUGUCCAGCAUCGUUCCCGAGAGCUGCCUGCUCAUCGUGGUGGGCCUGCUGGUUGGGGGGCUCAUCAAAGGGGUGGGUGAGAAGCCCCCCAUCCUCAAGUCGGACAUCUUCUUCCUCUUCCUGCUGCCCCCCAUCAUCCUGGAUGCCGGCUACUUCCUGCCCCUGCGCCCCUUCACCGAGAACCUGGGCACCAUCCUCAUCUUCGCCGUGGUGGGGACGCUGUGGAACGCCUUUUUCCUGGGGGGGCUGAUGUACGCCGUGUGCCAGCUGGGCGGCCCCGGCCUCAACCACAUUGGCCUCCUGGCCAACCUGCUCUUCGGCAGCAUCAUCUCGGCCGUGGACCCGGUGGCCGUGCUGGCCGUCUUCGAGGAGAUCCACAUCAACGAGCUGCUGCACAUCCUGGUCUUCGGGGAGUCCCUGCUCAACGACGCCGUCACCGUGGUCCUCUACCACCUCUUUGAGGAGUUUGCCAGCUUCGAGCAGGUGACCAUCCUGGACAUCAUCCUGGGCUUCCUCAGCUUCUUCGUGGUGUCUCUGGGCGGAGUCCUGGUGGGCGUCAUUUACGGGGUGAUCGCUGCCUUCACGUCGCGCUUCACCUCGCACAUCCGCGUCAUCGAGCCGCUCUUCGUCUUCCUCUACAGCUACAUGGCCUACCUGUCUGCAGAGCUCUUCCACCUGUCGGGCAUCAUGGCGCUCAUCGCUGCUGGCGUGGUCAUGAGGCCCUAUGUGGAAGCCAACAUCUCCCACAAGUCCCACACCACCAUCAAGUAUUUCCUCAAGAUGUGGAGCAGUGUGAGCGAGACCCUCAUCUUCAUCUUCCUGGGUGUCUCCACCGUGGCUGGUCACCACUACUGGAACUGGACCUUCGUCAUCAGCACGCUGUUCUUCUGCCUCAUCGCCAGGGUGCUGGGUGUCCUUGUCCUCACCUGGUUCAUCAACAAGUUCCGGAUCGUGAAGCUGACGCCGAAGGACCAGUUCAUCAUCGCCUACGGGGGCCUGCGGGGAGCCAUCGCCUUCUCCCUGGGCUACCUGCUGGACUACCACCACUUCGACAUGAGGGACAUGUUCCUCACUGCCAUCAUCACUGUCAUCUUCUUCACCGUCUUCGUGCAGGGCAUGACCAUCCGGCCCCUGGUGGAUCUGCUGGCUGUGAAGAAGAAGCAGGAGACAAAGCGCUCCAUCAACGAGGAGAUCCACACGCAGUUCUUGGAUCACCUUCUGACAGGGAUCGAGGAUAUCUGUGGUCACUACGGGCAUCACCACUGGAAGGACAAGCUGAACCGCUUCAACAAGAAGUACGUGAAGAAGUGCCUGAUUGCAGGGGAGCGCUCCAAGGAGCCCCAGCUCAUCGCCUUCUACCACAAGAUGGAGAUGAAGCAGGCCAUCGAGCUGGUGGAGAGCGGGGGCAUCGGCAAGAUCCCCUCUGCCGUCUCCACCGUCUCCAUCCAGAACAUCAACCCUCAGACCCUCCCUUUGGAGCGUGUACUUCCAGCCCUGUCCAAGGACAAGGAGGAGGAGAUCCGGAAAAUCCUCCGCACCAACCUGCAGAAAACCAGGCAGAGGCUGCGAUCCUACAACCGGCACACGCUGGUGGCCGACCCCUACGAGGAGGCCUGGAACCAGAUGCUCCUGCGGAGGCAGAAGGCCCGGCAGCUGGAACAGAAGAUGAACAACUACCUGACGGUGCCAGCACACAGGGUGGACUCGCCCACCAUGUCCCGGGCUCGCAUCGGCUCAGACCCGCUGGCCUACGAGCCCAAGGAGGACUCGGAGAACCUGCCCAUCAUCACCAUCGACCCCGCCUCGCCGCAGUCCCCCGAGUCCGCGGAGCUGACGAGCGAGGAGCCCAAGGGCUGCAGCGGCCUCCCGCCCUCGCCCGAGGAGGAUGAGGAGGGGCUGGUGAUGCGGGUGAAGGAGCCUUCCUCCCCGGGGACUGACGACGUCUUCACCCCAGGGAACAGCGACAGCCCCAGCAACCAGCGGAUGCUGCGGUGCCUGAGCGACCCCGGCCCGCGGCCGGAGCCCGAGGAGGGGGAGCCCUUCAUCCCCAAGGGGCAGUAGCUGCUGGCACAAAGCCUCCAGGUCGUUUCUCGCUCUCUUCACUCAUUCGUUCUUUGCUCUCCUUUUUGGUUUCUCGUCACUACACACCGGGUUCAGGAAGGGGAGCCUGUCCUGGAUGGACUGGGAUUGCCAGGACAGCUCUGCCCAGCGAGCCCUGGGCUGGCCCCAAGGAGCAGGAAGGAGGCCUGGGAUGCCCCGGGCUGCUUGGGCCGCGUGCCCUGGGGGUGAUGGACGAUUUUCCGCCCGGGAUUGGGAUUUGCCGGUGCCUCACAGCCCCCGCGGGGCUCUCCAGAGGUGCCCACCCACUCAGGACCUGGCCGGCUCCGACCAGGGGUGUCCACAUGGCACAGCUUCCCCUCCCCCUCUUGUGCUGUAUUGCCCCCUCGCCUUGCUGUGAGCAGAGAUGGGACAGCAGGAGCUGUCACGGGUUGCACACAUGCACAGACACACAGACACACAGACACACACACACUGGCACACA
Molecule: messenger RNA, 2689 nt
Organism: Ficedula albicollis (Collared flycatcher)
Lineage: Eukaryota; Metazoa; Chordata; Aves; Passeriformes; Muscicapidae
Gene: SLC9A1
Product: solute carrier family 9 member A1
Exons: 12
Biological process (GO): sodium ion transport; proton transmembrane transport; regulation of pH
Cellular component (GO): membrane
Molecular function (GO): sodium:proton antiporter activity
Source: RefSeq, a predicted model, not a curated record